GUUGAAGUGUACUGUGCUGCAUAGGUUAGGGGGGAAUUUACCCAAUAUUUGCUGGAAGUGUGGGACGGCUACCUCAACCUACGCGCCCUAAUCCAUCCAGAUUAAAAGUGGGAAGUGUGGAUACUCAGCAACUAACUGUAAUGUGGACUACAAACAUAUAUUUUGAUUUCUAUCCAUCCAUUACUAAUGUGUGAGGUUUGCUAAAUAUCAACAUCAUACACAGACAUAUGAUUGGGCAGUUCCAGUUGGAUAUCCUGCCAUUGUAUUGGCAGCCAGUGAUGACAAUGGCCAGGCUCAGGCUGAAGUAUACCAAAGGAUAGCAGCUUCCAAGCCUUGCCAUGCUAGCCCUAUCAGCAGCUGGACCACUGGAGUAUGUGGCCGUGGUGGCCAUGGUACUCAUGGUUGUGGCUGUUCUCGUCACAUGUACCUGCUGGAUUGGGAAGCGGCCCAGUGCUGAAAAUCUGGGAGUACCAGGAAGAAUCAAAGCCACAAACCAUGAUGAACCUGUCAUAACACUGAAUGGCACAGACAGCUAUCCUAAAGGCAGGGAAGACACAAGGCCUCUGGCGCCGCACCGGGAGCUGCCUCAGAUCCCCAUCGGCGCCGGCGACGGCGACCCGCGGCGCAACAGCUCGGCGCCCUCGGACCACACCUCGGAGUUGUACGCCGUAGUGGCGGACCCCGGCGCCCGGCCGGCCACCGCCGCCCCCGCCCCCGCCGCCGCCCCCGCCCCGGCCGGCGCAGCGAACGGCGUGGUGCCGACUGCGGCCGGCAGGCCAGCAGAACAGGGCGACGAGGAGGACCAACAAGAGAGCGAUGACUAUUACGAGCAGCCCGCCGUGGCCAGGGCACGCACAGAGCGACAGAGCAGCCAACCGCCCCCGUCGGCGCACAGCCGCAACCCGAGCACGGCGAGCAGCGACAUCCCGGCGCAUCGAGCCAUCAGCGGCGGCGUACCCGCCUCCCAGGAGCUGCCGUACAUGACGCCGCCUGUUCACCGGCUGCCCGCCGAGCCGGCGCCGCCCGCCCAGCUGCACUUCAGUGGCGACAGCGUACAAUCGGCCGACUCACGCGGGUACACGCGCAUCACUGUGCGCGAGCCAGCCGCCGAGCUGACGCUGUCGGAGCCGCGGCCCGCCGACCGACGACCCUCCUCGGGCGCGCCACCCACCGCCGACAACUUCUACGCCACCGUCGACGGAUCCGACGACGAGAUGUACGAGGCGAUCCCGGAGCGACGGCGGCGGGCGGAGCGCCAGCCGCCGCCGCCCGCCGGCGAGGACCUACCCGACGGCGCGGACCGCGCGGACGGCCCGCCGGCAGCACAAGUUGGGAGCGGUGUUCCGUCGGGCGGCCGGGCCGGCAGCGUGGAGCCGGCGGGCGGUAACGGCCAGCGGACCAGCGUGCCACCUCCGCCUAGCGUCGACUCCCUGCGACAGGCGCUGGUUCACUCUCGACAAGCCUCCUGUUCGAGCGUGGCCUCCUCGGGCGGUUCGCCGCCGCCGGACCGGCGCUCGGCGCGCUCGCCGCUGCCGCCGCUGCCCGACCUCGACCAGCUGUAUGCCAAGGUGCACAAGACGCCGCGAGCACCGGGCGCCGGCUCGCCGCCGCCGCCGCCGCUCCCGCCGCCCGUUGAGCCGCUCCACCAGGCGGACGAACCGGCACCACCGGUUAACUACAGCGAUUUCGAGGUGGUGCGGGACCCGAUCCGGCGCCAGCGCCAGGUGGUGCGCCGAGAGUCCAGUCUCGACCCCAACUACGAGUCGAUCGAGACGCGCGGCGCCCGACGGCCGCCAGACGACGCCGACGACGACCCCGAGGACGCCGGCUACGACCGCGUGCGUCGCGCCGACUCGGCGGCGGGCGCCGGCGGCGGCUCCGACGACGGCGCCGGGUACGCGCGGGUGCAGCGGCCGGCGGCGCGCGCCGCAACAGACGAGCCCGCACCGACACCUCUGCGCCGCCGCGAGCACCACUACGAGCGCGUGCGCCGGCGCCGCGACGACGACCCGCUCUACGAGAAGAUCAGCUGCAGUCCGGCGGCCAGCGAGGUGUACGACGAGAUUCGAUGGCCGCGCGGUGCUCGGCCGCAGCCGCAGCCGCCCUCGGACGCCGAUGCCGAGUCGUUCUACGAGUCGGUGCGUUUCGGCAGUGAGCUGGACACGGAUCCCAACUAUGAGAUGCUGCCGGCCAAGCCAGGCAGUGACACAGACGAGCUGUACUCGUGUAUAUGGGACCGGCGCGGCGCAGAGGACCCCUACGCCAGCAUCAAACGCUCCGACUCGCCGCCGUACGAGAGUAUUGCGCGCCCUCGGCCGCUCGACUCUGACUCCGACUCGGAUACUAUCGGGUACGAGAGCGUCCGGGCGGCGCCGUCAUCCGCCGCGGGCGGCUCGAAUCGAGACGGCGGCAGCACGCCAUCUGCGGGCGACCGCUCCGAGCCGGCUGCCGCCGAGCCCCCCGCCGCCGCCACGGCCGCCGCUACCGCCGCCGAUCUCAGCCAACUGUACGCCAAGGUGCAGAAGGUGCAGCGGCAGGCGAGCAGUCAGCCGACAGAGGCGGCGCCGCCUGUGCCGGACGCGCUGUGGCUCGCGGCGCCGUCUGAGCCGGACGACAGCGGGGCCGUGGUGCGCAUGGAUAGCAGCAGCGCCAGCACAUCGCAAUACACGAGUGCCUCGGAGGCGGGCACGCCGCUGCUGCCGAAGCGGCUGGACGAUCUGGACUCGCCGCGCCGGCGCCGCUCCACCACCAGUGUGGACAGCGGCUCGGUGACCCAGUCCGAGCGCGACGAGCUCAUGCCGACGGCGUGUCCGUGACGGCUGUACCGUGAGUCCCGGCCGGCCGCCGCCGCCGCCGCCGGCCACAUUCCUCCGUUGUGAGUCUGUUUCACGUGUAGAGUCUACUAUUUUUGAAUGCUGUUACGUCUGUUGUCUGUUAGAAAUGUGCAGAGCCCGUUUUGGGCGUUAAUUCGUGCGAUCGAACAAGUGAAGCUUUAUCUGGUUCCGGGCGUAGGGCGCCCGGGGCUGCAGCGGGGUUCCCUGCGGCUUGGCAGAUUCAUUCAGAAGCUAUAAUGUUGCGCCGUGUGUUAUAUUCGUGGUCAUGUGUGUCGCUAAAUAGGCGGUGCAUUCCGGUCGUGUACAACUGGUUGGGUGCGGUGUUGACCGAGGCGGUGCGUCUCGGUUGGCCUGCGUCUGCCAUGAUUAGUCCCAAAACGGCCACCGGCCGGCGCCGCCCACUCCAACCUGUAGACGUACUUAACAGAGACAUAGAUGUUCGGGCCAGUCCAGCCGCAGGCGUAGUCCACAGGUGGUAUUUUACAUCUAUUCGUCGCACUUACACGCAUUGUUCAAUAGGCAUCAGUGGCACAUUUCAAUGAUCAUGACUAGACGCUGCCGUGUCAGGGCUGUUCUGUGCUUGCCGGGCUGGGUGCUCCCUGCUCGGACCGGUCGGGUCGGGUCGGCUCAGGGCGUGGCCCCAGAAGGAGAGGUGGCGGCUCGCGUCUUCCAGUGUGUCGCAGUAACUCGUGGCGAACCGUUUUGGCUGGCGGCGCUGGCCACUAACCGCCGCGCAGCCGCUAAUCGUCGCCGCCUAAUAGACAUCUUUUAUUCUUGUA
Amphibalanus amphitrite is the source of this 3613-nucleotide messenger RNA. RefSeq names its product splicing factor, arginine/serine-rich 19-like. Lineage: Eukaryota; Metazoa; Arthropoda; Thecostraca; Balanomorpha; Balanidae. The record is from RefSeq and is a predicted model, not a curated record. The coding region runs from base 339 to 2816 and encodes 825 amino acids. The transcript is spliced from 10 exons.